AUGGGAAAGGGAUAUACCGUCAACAAGAACCCCAAACAUCGACAUCUUGGUCAGCCUGCUACCCAGAACUCCAACAACAUCAUCAUUGGCUCCUCGACAAAGGAAAAGAGUGGGCGAGCUUUACAAGCAUCUGCCUGCCCACAGCAGCCGGCCUCGACCAUCAAGGCAUCUUCUGCCGUCUGGCUCAGCACACCAAUCACAAUACUGCCUCGACCCACACGACAGACACACUGUCGUCGAGACCCUUACCGCACUGCCUACCUUACCCCUUUGCCCAACAAGAUGUGCUACUUUGAACAAACCCGCUGGAACUGUGGCUACUGGAAGUGGGGUACCUUCCGCCAGCAAUGCGAGAAGGAGUACCGCACCGGCGAGACGUGCGGACUGAAGCUCGUCUACAGCUGGCAGCCCGCCCAGGGCCCGUGCAAGAUUUGUGAGCAAAAGUGCAAGAAGGAGAGGAGGAUCGACAAGAUGUUGAACGACAUCCAGAGGUGGCAGCGCGAAGGCAACAGGAGGGCCACCAUCGAGAAGACGAUGCGGGAUGUGAACGACAUCCAACUCCAGAUCAACGAACUGCUCGCAAGCCAUGUAGAGAGGGAGAGGACGUUGUGAUAUGACGAUGGGAAGGAGGAACAAAGGAAGAAAAAAAAGACGGGUCGUCCAAUUUCGUUGGUUGCUUUUAUCGAGACGAAAAGAGAAACGUGAGAGGCAAAAACCAUGUGCGUUUUGUGUGUUGUAGAAGGAGGGAAUCAGGGCUGGCGGCGGACGGGUAGGCGGGUCAAGACAAAAAGAAAUUUCCUGGGCUGAGGAACAUCUCAUUCUUGUUUACUUUUUUUUUCGUCAUUUCUUUUUCUUUUUACUCUUCCCGAUUUUCUUUUACUUUUAUUUUCUUUACUGCAUGAAGGGUUCUUUUUUUUUUUUUUUUUUUUAGAGAAACGCUGUGGAGUCGGGGGGAAAUGGGGAACACAGAACAGCCCCCCAUCAAGCCACAGAUGCAAGCCCUUCCGGAGGCGCGAAUCCCACAGCGUCGGCAAGGAACAACAUCAGGCAGCACAGGGUAAAGGAAAAGGAGGGGAAAACAAGAACCAAGAGGGAAAAAACGACCACCAGACAGAGUUGUGGGUGCGGGAAUAGAUGCAUAUCGGAUACCGCCGGAGCCUGGCCAUGACUGGCGGGACCGGAACCGAUGAUGGGAGGAGGAAAUAUUGGGCAAGAAGACGCCUUCUGCUGCCGUUUGUACAUUUUUACUUGUUCACUUCUGUCUUUGUCACGUUUUCUACUGUUGGGUACGGUUCGUCAUCUUGUUGGAAUAUUGGCUCUUUGAAAACCAGGGCACUGGUCACCACUGGGUGACAGAGCAUGCGCCAGCUUUUGUUGUUCUUUUUUUUUUUUUCUCAUCCUUCAGGCAGGGGAGUUUCAAGCUUUUUACGUCCGGCUUGGGUUUCACGACACACAAUGGGACGUCCUGUGAUUAUUGGUCAAACUUGGGGAGGGAGGGGGAACGGAAGGCUUGGAGAGUUAUGUGGUGGUGGGAAGUACCACAUGGCUGGCAGGCCGAGAAUCGGCAUGGACGGCUCUUUCAUUGUUAAAUGGUAAAAGAUGUCACAGAGAAGCAAGACGAAAAAGCGCUUUACGUAUAACAGUAACGAAAUAUCACUUAUUUUGUGUUUCUUUUCAGCCCCCCUUCCCUCUGCCACACUUGAAGAUGACCCUGAGCAUGGCAGGUGUAAGAGGGAAAGGGAGGGGAAGGACGAAGGGGGGGGGGGGGCAACUACCGGAUCCGCAACCCUUUCUUCAGUGUGCAAGAUCUUCUGGUAAAGACCCGUUUACUCCUCUCUCUCACGCACCACACACACACACACACAGAGGUUUUGUGUGUGGGUGGGUGGAGAAGGGGGCCACAGAACCAGUGGGAUCACUCCCCGUUUUUGCUCUCCCACCCACUCACCCCUCGCUAGGAGGAGAGAAAAUUUAGCACACACAGGUACUAUACAUCACAUUACAUUUUGCUCAGGCAGGCAAAAGGUAAGGGACGAGGGCGGGGCGGGGGAGGGGAUGAGGGGGAAAGGGGGAGACUAGCAUCGGCAGUCUCGAAACAGAUCACACACCCGUCAAGUUUUUUUUUUUUUCUGCUUCUUCUCUCACUUUACACCCCCCCCUCCAUCUAGGGCGGGGUCAAGAUGGGAUGUCUGAUGCCGUAGCGAGGUGGAAGGGGUGGAGACUGUGUGGGUGACUGAGUUGACGCGGGGGGGUAGUGGACCUGUGGGAAAGGAAAAUGUUCUGGAAGAAAUCUAGCCUCUGGUCACGUAGGUAGUAGGUACUCUUGUAGCCGGGUGCGAAAUAUGGCAGGCGGACCUGGCGAGAACAAGAAGAAUUUGAAGAAUAUGGGGGGGGGAUAUGAAUAAGAGGCACAUCCGCCGCUUCUCUUCUUCUCUCAACGGCAAGGUGAGGGGAUCUAGAUCUGGUGGCAGAGGACGGGGAAAGAACAGCUGCAUGUUUCACGGUGAGAAAACGGCCUGCUGGUGGGAGUUCUCGUCGUGGUGGCGAAAAGGGACGGCUCGGAUAGGGGACGAAUAUUCGUUUUUAUUUGCUUUUCUCGGACAAUUUUCUGGUGGUGGCGGCGGCGGUGGUGGAAGGUGUGUGUAAUUUUCUUUUUCUAUUUUUCUUUUUACCUCUUUUCCUGUGAGCAACGGCCAACACACCCAUUUGCCGUUCCGAAACAGCCUGGGAAUUCUGGAAAGCAGAACCUGGGGAAGAUGUGAUGUGAUGAUGGAUAACGGUGGUGAACAUCGGGCUUGGGCAUCAGGAAUCGACAAGAUGAAAUGGUUGGGCGUGGCAUGGCAUGGCAGGUUUGAGACAUCUUUGAACGUGGAACGGCACGCGCGGUUUAGUUCGGUAGGUACGUGGUAGGCUAGGUAGCUGAGAGCGAGAGAUCGAGAGAUCGAGAGAUCAAGAGAGAGAGAGUGAGUGAGAGAGAACCGAUGUGACGUGCUUUUCUCCUUCCCAUACUUGCUUCCUGCGGGCUGAGGGCGUCCUGUUUCUUGUCCCUCUCGCUUCCGCUGCCCUCUUCUCCAAUCGUUGCAACGGACCCUGGCCCCCCUUUUGCCCCGAUAGCCAUCUGCAGUUCUUGCAGAGGCGGCCCAAUGAGUCGGCCAUGCCACACCGUAAACACAUGCCAGCCAUGACCCCACUGCCAUGCUUUUUCCUCGCUGGCUGUCCCUCUCGUCUUCCAUGACAUGACGACCGAAUCACGCACAGACUCCCGCUUUUGGGGCGGGCGGCCGGAGUCGGCGUCGUGAUGGUGGUGCUUAUCAUGCAUACUCUUUCGUUUUCGAUGUUGCGUUGUCGUCAGGGAUCUGCCCUCUGUUGAACGUGUUGGAUGCUUCCCAUCCCCAGCAGGUAUUCACGCAGGACGUCUGAUGUACUUCCGCAAUGAGCCUACGUCGGUUAGCAUUGUGGGUGUGGGCAGGGCGAGCCGCUCUCCGGAAGGGGCAGAGCUAUAGAGAAGAAAAAGCCCUAUGAAUCACAGAUAGUAUCCGGCCGCCAAGCUGUGGCAUGUCCACUUCCCACACUCACCCCCGCGCUCGGCAACGGUACGACAAGACAGCCUGGCUGACCGAUGGAUGGCGGAACGGUGGCUAAGGGUGUUGGUGACUUGGGAUCCAUGGUGGCAAAAAAGAAGAGAAUAGACGUGCAUGUUGGCGUUGCUUGCUGUGCUGGUGCUGGUUGUGGGUUCUUAUAUCUAGCAAGACUCCACCGCGAAGCAACAUGACCAGCACAAAAAGCCCUAAGCAUGUAUGCACGUGGCCGCCGCUGAAUGGAUCAUGAGGCUUCCUGUCGAGUCGGUCGUUUUCUUGGUGCGUGUGCCUGUCGAUGGCGGGUGUGGUGGGUGUUGAGGAAACUAAACCGACAGCGUUUCCCACCCUCUCGCCGAAUAUCUGUCCGAUUGGCUGCGUGUCAUGGGGGCACCAGGGGAAAGGGUGAGCUGCACCAGUCACAAGGAGCCUGACAGAAAAGAAGCUUUGCUUAUGAUUGUAGAAUUCAGUGUCUGGCGGCGAUAGCGCGUCCUUUUGUUUUAAACGCCCAUACCAUGUUUUUUUCUCUCGCGUCGACCGUUUCUUGGGAGCUACUUUGUAGUCUCCGUCUCCAGCCCUACCGAGCGUGAUCAAUAAUGAAACAAAGACAAAUAUGGAAAGCGCCAUCUCCGGCCUCCAUGGGUAUCAAAUCGUUACAAAAAACGGGCCGCCCCACAGUGCCACGUUUUACCUCCUAUCCCACUCUCACAUCCCCCUUGGCCCCAUGACACACAUCCACCCACACACCAUUUCCAGCCUUGAUGACAAGCGGCAACCCCACAUGAAGUGAAAGGAGGGAGGUGGGGAAGGAGAAGGGAAGGGGGGAGGGAGAACAGCUGAACACCGGCGGGUUGGACGAGGCAUGCCAGCAAGUGCAGGUCAGCAGGUGCGAGGCGCCCCCCUCCAAGGUACGGCCCAAGGCCGGAGCAGAUCAACCGGGAUUCCUUCUCGGUUCCUUCCUGGACCACAGCAUGGGAGAUCUCGUAAGGGUGUAGUGGCGGUUACGGCGGAAGCUUCAAACUCAUGUUGUAUAUGCCUCCCUCAGCGCAUCGCAGCUGCAGCAUCAGCAAAGUUGCCAACAAGAGGUUCCGUGGCUCCCUCGAGCUUGAUGGAUAUAGCGGUGUUUUGCUGCAUCUCGAUGGUGUCGUCGUCGGGGGUGCCCCAGUCAACUCGUGCCACAGUAGCCAGGUCGUCGUGCGACGAGAGUUUGGAGAGGAGGCUGUGAUAGCGGACCAGGUUGGCGUCGGGGGCAGCGGCGGGAUAUGCGUAUGGCAUCUCGGGACUGUCUGGGGCCGCAGAAGGCGACGCUGUCCGGUGGUUGCCUGGUGCAAUGUCGUAGAUGUCGACCAUGUUGCUGUUCAUGCACAUCUGUCAGCCGGUGGGUGUGUGGUAGGGGCCAGGGGUGCAUACUCUGACGUGCGCGCAACCACCCUCUGCAGAGCCUCAAUCUCUCUUUGAACCUCCUGUGGAUCCUCGGGGCCCAUCAUCUGUUGCUGUUCAAAACUGCCGUAUUGGAGGUUGUUCGGGUCGUCAAAGAGAUGCUGCGCCUCGUCGUCCUGUUCGGCCAUGGUUAGCACAAACCAGCAACGUCAUCAAAGCCGCCCUGAGGAACCACCAACCUCAUCAUAAUCAUCUCGUCGCCUGCUCCCCAGGCAAGAAGCGCAAUUGCCCAUGGUGUUAUAUAUUAACUCGGUGGUGUAUGUGCGUCGAAAAAGAGUGUAACGGGGUCGAGAAAAGUAACGAAACUAAACGAUCGGGAAACAGUGAACUGGGUUUUUUUAACGGGGGCCCUUGGGCGACAGAAAGGGAGGCUCAAUGUGGUCGGUUCAUAAGUGAGAGAAUGGCCGUGGCUGAACGGAUUACAAAAACAAAAGACGAUGCUGGGAUAGUCGCUCCGUCGAAAGAAAUGGAUCAAGAAGAGUUCGCAGUCGGGAGACGUCGUCGCCGUCGCAUCG
Messenger RNA from Podospora bellae-mahoneyi, 5530 nucleotides. RefSeq lists its product as uncharacterized. Lineage: Eukaryota; Fungi; Ascomycota; Sordariomycetes; Sordariales; Podosporaceae. The record is from RefSeq and is a predicted model, not a curated record. The transcript is spliced from 5 exons. The coding region runs from base 1 to 612 and encodes 203 amino acids.